GAUCAUCAUCAUGCUCGUUUUCCCUUUUCCCACUUAUUCAUCAAUUUCAUCCUCACCAUUUCAAGAAAAUAAUCCACUCCCAUUUUUCAUUCAUCCCUCACUACCUCCUCGGUCUGAAUUUGAACCAGAACUUCCUCAAGCGCCGUCGGAUUCGGCCAAUAUUCCUCCAUCCUCAUCAUCCGGGCCCAUAAACCCAGGUGGUUUAUGGAUUCUUUUACAAAAAAGUAUAGGCAUCUCCGCCAUGCACAUGCAGCUUCUAUACAACAACAAAGUCGUCAUCUUCGACCGGACCGACUUCGGCAGGUCCAAUAUCUCCCUCCCGUUUGGAAGAUGCCGGUUCAGCGUCGACGGCAAACUUCGGAUCGACUGCACUGCUCAUUCAGUCAUUUACGACAUUGUCACUAACACUUUUCGACCCCUCAUGGUCCAAACUGAUGUCUGGUGCUCCUCCGCCGCCGUCAACCCAGAUGGAGUCCUUGUCCAGACAGGCGGCUACCGCGGCGGUGCCGAUAAAAUACGGUUGUUCACCCCAUGCAACAACGAUUUCUGUGAUUGGAUUGAACUCCCACAGAACUUGACCGUUAGAAGAUGGUAUGCCUCCAACCAGAUUCUCCCCGACGGCAGGAUUAUCAUCGUAGGUGGCCGGAGAGCUUUUAGCUAUGAGUUCUUUCCCAAGAACUCGGUGUUUUUCAGCAAUGCUGAGGUUUACUGGCUACAAUUCUUGAAGGAAACGUCCGACCCGAGAGAGGAGAACAAUCUCUACCCGUUCUUGCAUCUACUACCAGACGGAAAUCUCUUUGUUUUCGCCAACCAGCAUUCGGUUAUAUUGGAUUACGUUAAUAACAAGAUUUUAAGAAAAUUUCCCCCGAUUCCUGGCGAAAAAAGGUCUUAUCCGUCAACGGGCUCGUCGGUGUUGUUGCCACUCCGGUUACCCGGAAGUGGUUCGCGAUUGGGGUCGCCGUCGCCGGAGGUGGAGGUGAUGAUCUGCGGUGGAGCUAAUGGCGGUUCGUAUAUUCAAGCUAGGCUGGGUGUGUACGUGGCAGCUUCUAAGAGUUGUGGGCGGUUGAGGGUCACGGAUCCGGAUCCUGAAUGGGAGAUGGAAACAAUGCCUAUGAAUCGGGUCAUGCCCGAUAUGCUGUUGCUACCCACGGGUGAUGUGCUUAUCUUGAACGGCGCAUCAAAAGGAUCGGCCGGGUGGGAAUUAGCGGAUGACCCGGUUUUGCACCCGGUCCUUUACAGACCCAGUGAGAUGGAUCCGCAACAGAGAUUUACUGUGCUCAACCCCACAGUAAACCCAAGGCUCUACCACUCAGCUGCUGUCCUGCUGCCAGACGGAAGAGUUCUAGUAGGUGGAAGUAAUCCUCAUGCGUUGUACAGGUUUACCGGAGUAAAGUACCCCACAGAUUUGACUUUAGAGGCAUUUUUGCCACCUUACUUGGGCCCACAAUACUCCCAAUUGCGGCCUUCAAUUUUGACCUUCGAGGGUCCCACGGAUAAUAUCAUAUCCUACGGUCAGCAGUUCUCCAUCACGUUUACUCUCGGUUUGCACCCUCCCGGUCAAGAUUUCAGAGUUACUAUGAUUGCGCCAUCUUUUACCACGCAUUCUUUUGCAAUGAAUCAACGGCUGGUGAUGUUGGAUGUGGUUGGGUACCAGCAGCUGUCUGCAUUUGCGUUCAAGGUUACCGUGUGUGCACCUCCAACAAGAAAUAUUGCACCCCCAGGAUACUACAUGACGUUUGCUGUUAAUGGGGGCAUACCAUCUACUGGUGUUUGGAUAAGAAUGAAAUGA
Messenger RNA from Coffea arabica (coffee), 1789 nucleotides. Its product is annotated as aldehyde oxidase GLOX-like. Lineage: Eukaryota; Viridiplantae; Streptophyta; Magnoliopsida; Gentianales; Rubiaceae. The record is from RefSeq and is a predicted model, not a curated record.